Molecule: messenger RNA, 2657 nt
Organism: Diatraea saccharalis (sugarcane borer)
Lineage: Eukaryota; Metazoa; Arthropoda; Insecta; Lepidoptera; Crambidae
Source: the annotation of a GenBank genome assembly
CUUUUUGAAGCGUACGCCAUAGCUGGCGUAUGGUAGUUUAUUUUAUUGAUAGUAAAAUCAAAAGCCAUCCAAAAUGGUGAACUUUACAGUGGACGAGAUCCGUACGAUGAUGGACAAGAAGCGAAACAUCCGCAACAUGUCGGUAAUUGCCCACGUCGAUCACGGCAAGUCGACGUUGACAGACUCUCUGGUAUCGAAGGCCGGAAUCAUAGCCGGAGCCCGAGCCGGCGAAACCCGCUUUACCGACACUCGUAAAGAUGAACAAGACCGAUGCAUCACCAUCAAGUCCACAGCUAUUUCUAUGUUCUUUGAACUGGAAGAGAAGGAUUUGGUUUUCAUCACAAAUGCUGACCAACGUGAAAAGAACGAGAAGGGUUUCUUGAUCAACCUUAUCGAUUCCCCUGGACACGUUGACUUUUCAUCUGAAGUGACUGCUGCACUCCGUGUUACUGAUGGUGCUCUGGUUGUAGUGGAUUGUGUAUCUGGUGUGUGUGUACAAACUGAGACUGUGCUGCGUCAGGCUAUUGCUGAGCGCAUCAAGCCUAUCCUAUUCAUGAACAAGAUGGACCGUGCUCUACUCGAGCUGCAGUUGGAGUCUGAGGAACUCUACCAAACCUUCCAGCGUAUUGUUGAAAAUGUGAACGUUAUUAUUGCCACAUACUCUGAUGACAGUGGUCCCAUGGGUGAGGUGCGUGUAGAUCCUAGCAAGGGUUCUGUGGGCUUCGGGUCAGGUCUUCACGGAUGGGCCUUCACCCUCAAGCAGUUCUCAGAGAUGUAUGCAGAUAAAUUCAAGAUCGACCUUGUCAAGCUUAUGAACAGACUUUGGGGAGAGAACUUCUUCAAUGCACAGACCAAGAAAUGGUCGAAACAAAAGGACAAUGAUAACAAGCGUUCCUUCUGCAUGUAUGUGCUGGACCCCAUCUAUAAGGUGUUUGACGCCAUCAUGAAUUUCAAGAAAGAGGAGAUCGACAAUCUGCUAAAGAAGAUCGGCGUUACACUCAAGCACGAGGAUUCAGACAAGGAUGGCAAAGCAUUGCUCAAAGUAGUGAUGCGUACUUGGUUGCCAGCUGGAGAAGCCCUGCUUCAGAUGAUUGCCAUCCAUCUGCCCUCACCUGUAGUAGCCCAGAAGUACCGUAUGGAGAUGUUGUAUGAGGGACCCCACGACGAUGAAGCCGCCAUUGGCAUCAAGAACUGCGACCCCGAAGCGCCCCUGAUGAUGUACGUGAGCAAGAUGGUACCGACCUCUGACAAGGGACGUUUCUACGCGUUUGGACGUGUGUUCUCUGGCAAAGUAGUCACUGGACAGAAGGCGCGCAUCAUGGGACCCAACUUCCAACCUGGCAAGAAAGAGGAUCUGUAUGAGAAGACCAUCCAGCGUACGAUUCUCAUGAUGGGUCGUUAUGUGGAAGCUAUUGAAGACGUGCCCUCUGGUAACAUCUGUGGUCUGGUCGGCGUCGAUCAGUUCCUCGUCAAAACUGGCACCAUCACCACAUUCAAAAAUGCUCACAACAUGAAGGUGAUGAAGUUCAGCGUGUCGCCGGUGGUGCGCGUGGCCGUGGAACCCAAGAACCCCGCGGACCUCCCCAAGCUGGUGGAGGGACUCAAGCGGCUCGCCAAGUCUGACCCUAUGGUGCAGUGCAUUAACGAGGAGUCCGGCGAACACAUCGUGGCCGGCGCCGGGGAGCUGCAUCUGGAGAUCUGCCUCAAGGAUCUGGAAGAGGACCACGCUUGCAUUCCAAUUAAGAAAUCCGACCCUGUGGUGUCGUACCGUGAGACUGUUGCUGAGGAAUCUGAUCAGAUGUGUCUGUCCAAGUCACCUAACAAACACAACAGAUUGUUCAUGAAGGCCCAGCCCAUGCCUGAAGGAUUACCUGAAGAUAUUGAUGAGGGUCGCGUGAACCCGCGCGACGACUUCAAGACUCGCGCUCGUUACCUGACAGAGAAGUACGAGUACGACGUGACCGAAGCGCGUAAGAUCUGGUGCUUCGGCCCCGAGGGCACCGGUCCCAACAUCCUAGUGGACUGCUCCAAGGGUGUGCAGUACCUUAACGAGAUCAAGGACUCUGUCGUGGCCGGCUUCCAGUGGGCUGCCAAGGAGGGCGUCAUGGCUGAGGAGAACUUGCGCGGCGUCAGGUUCAACAUCUACGACGUCACGCUACACACUGACGCCAUUCACAGAGGUGGUGGUCAAAUCAUUCCCACGACUAGGAGAUGUCUAUACGCGUGCUUGCUCACCGCUCAGCCCAGACUUAUGGAGCCUGUAUAUCUAUGUGAAAUUCAGUGUCCGGAGGUGGCGGUAGGUGGCAUCUACGGCGUGUUGAACCGUCGGCGCGGGCACGUGUUCGAGGAAUCGCAGGUGGCGGGCACACCCAUGUUCGUGGUGAAGGCGUACCUGCCCGUAAACGAGUCGUUCGGCUUCACCGCUGACCUGCGCUCCAACACCGGCGGGCAGGCCUUCCCGCAGUGCGUCUUCGACCACUGGCAGAUCCUGCCCGGAGACCCGUGCGAGCCCAGCUCCAAGCCAUACGUCGUCGUACAGGAAACAAGGAAACGAAAAGGACUGAAGGAGGGUCUCCCUGACCUAAAUCAAUAUCUGGACAAGUUGUAAACGCCGUAGCUAAUGCAAUCCAUAAUGUAAUAUAAUAUGUAACAAACGC